Teleopsis dalmanni is the source of this 1447-nucleotide messenger RNA. RefSeq lists its product as uncharacterized. Bases 174 to 1439 code for a protein of 421 amino acids. The record is from RefSeq and is a predicted model, not a curated record. Gene Ontology annotation, molecular function: oxidoreductase activity. NCBI's taxonomy places the organism in Eukaryota, Metazoa, Arthropoda, Insecta, Diptera, Diopsidae. The transcript is spliced from 3 exons.
AUAUUUUUCAAAAUUCAAAAAUGCAUUUUUGGCACUACUUAUUUAGGACCUAAUCUAUUCAAAAUUACAAAAUUAAAAUACUCCAAAAAUUAUUUAGAAAUCCAAACAUAAUGAACUUCGGAUACAAAAGUCUUUAAUUCAUCUUUAAUCUUUUAAAAAUAAGUGCUCCAAAAAUGCUGUUUAUAAAUUGCAUUAAUAGAUGUUUAGGACAACCAAUUCAAUAUAACUGUAAAAAUUUAGAAAGUAAUGUGAUUAUUCAGAAGAUCCUUGAUGUUCAGAAGAAUUUUCACAGGAGUAAAUACAACACAAAGAGAAAUAUAAAUAAGGACGAUACACCCACCAUGUCAGGGGCCAAAUCUGAUAAAUCGGGCAAGAAGUUAGUGGCUCUCGAAGAAGCCAUCAGAUUCAUGAAGGAUUGCUUUCUAGUUUCUUGUGUACCCGAAGAUCAUGCAUACAUCAUGGCAAAGACGUUAGCAGCAGCUGACUAUCGUGGUCACUUCAGCCAUGGAAUGAAUCGCCUGGAAAUGUACAUAAAUGAUUUGGCUAUAAACGCAACAGAUGGCACUGCCAUUCCUAAAAUAUUGAAUGAAACACCUUCAACUGCUUGGGUUGAUGGCUGCAAUGGUUUAGGUGCUGUAGUAGGCAAUUUCUGUAUGGAUUUGGCUAUUAGAAAAGCUAAAGCUGUAGGCGUAGGUUGGGUCUGUGCAAAGGGUUCUAAUCACUAUGGCAUGGCUGGUUAUUAUGUUAUGCAUGCUAUGGAUAAUGGACUUGUUGGAAUUUCUAUGACGAAUACUUCGCCUUUGAUGGUGCCAACGCGUUCGAAAGAACCUGCACUUGGUACUAAUCCACUUGCCCUUGGCGCACCUGGUAAAAAUGAUGAAUUUCUUUUGGAUAUGGCCACUACUGCAGUUGCAUUAGGUAAGAUUGAGAUACAGCGUCGCAAAGCUGAACCAUUGCCCAAUGGUUGGGCACAAGAUCCAAAUGGUAAUGUAACUACCGAUCCCGAAUUGGCUUUUGCCACUGGCUGUCUUAUGCCACUUGGUGGGGCGGAAAUAAAUUCUGGCUAUAAAGGAUAUGGUUUAGGUGCUAUGGUCGAAGUGAUGAGUGGUGUAAUGGCAGGGUCUAACUACUCCACAAAAAUACGUAAAUGGACGCAUGCGGGUGCUCACACUGCAGCCGAUUUGGGUCAAGUUUUCAUAGCUGUAGAUCCAAAUUGCUUCGCGCCCGGAUUUAAAGAACGUAUCACUGAUCUUAAUUCACGUUUAAGAAACUGUAAACCGACUGAUUCAUCAAAACCAGUGCUUGUCGCUGGUGAUAAAGAGAGCCUGUUUAUGCAAUCUGUGGAUGCUGCAGGAGGCAUUCAAUAUCUGGAAAAUCAAUUAAAAACUUGUGAAGCUCUAGCCCAACGAUUACAUAUCAAACCAAUAAAUUUCAUUUAAGUAAAAUA